UAACAACAUGGCGGCGAUGCCCAUGGAGACUGUCAAUAAUGUCAACAUGAAAUGUUUUUAUGAAGUGAAAACUGUGAAAAAUGCCCUGGGCUGAAGCUAUUUCAUGAUGUGAUCCCCGUAUUUAAUCCUCAUUCAUUGAUAAUGGACAUCAGGUGUUCAAUGGUGUGUAGAUUAUGGGUAGAACCAAAUCUCAUGUUGAUCCUGAGCUUACAUUUGCUCCAAAAAUCAGUGACAACAGUAGAAAGUUGGCUCUUCUAAAAAUUUAUGCAAAAGAGAGUGAACAGUUCGUAGAUGGCGGUGCGACAAGCACAUCAAUUGGACAGAGUAUAGAGAUAGAUAGCGACGUCCCCCAUUUUAUGAAAUCGACUGUUUCCAGGAGAGAAUCCGUCACAAACCUCACCCUCACGGGCCUUGCCCCACUGAAGAAAGUUCCGUCAAAAAAGAAACUGUUGCUGGGGAAAAAAAUUACAAAGGUGAAGAAUGAAAAUGCGUCAAACUUCAACAAUCUAAGUUUGAGGAUUGCAAAAGAAAAAGGUGCUAAGAUUCAUGCUGAGAUAAUGGCAAAAGCUGCCACAAUGCCUGCGGCCCCAAACUCGAGUCGUGUAGUCGAUGAUGCUGAAACAUUUACAUUUAAACCAAAAGUCAGUUCGAGGAGUGCCUCUAUUGCGGAAAGUCUUGGGACUGAUUUUAUGGCAAGAAAUCAACAGCAUAUAGAAAAACAGAAAAAACUGCUGGAUCAGUCAAUUAGUAACCAUCGAACCAUCAAUCCAUACACCGGAAGGUUAAGUCCUGUUCUAAGUACUUCCAAGGCAAAGAAAUCAACGAAUAAUAAAAUAGCUAAGGAGAGUAGCAAUUUAGCUUGGAGCACCCCAGACGGCACAAAAAUACUCACUGCAGCGAUUACUAACACGAAGAGUGAGAAUGAAGGAAGUCCAGCAAGACUGACACGGUCUGGGACCACCCUGACUCCUAUCAAACAUCCUAGUAAAUCACAGUCUUCUGUGGCAUUAGCAGCCAAAUCCCUUGCAGACAGUCCAUACAACUCGUCCAAUGCUGGCUUAUUCUUUAAAAAAAAGCCAUUGAAGAAGUCCACUGGCACUGACUCAGAUACUGAUGAUGAUGACGUCACUCCUCAUCUGUCACGGAGUAAAACGAUGCCACCACCAUCUAGUCGGAGGCUGAGCAAAAAAUCCAUCUCGAGCAUCAAUCUGGAUCGAUUAAAAAAUGCCAAGACUGCUGCAGAAAAAGCCCUUAAACAUCGGAAGAUUUUCACAAUCCAAGGUCCCUAUUCGAUUGUAAGGAAAUCAUUACGAAAACGAGGUUGGGUUGAAAAGUUCUACAAGCCCUCAGUGCCACAGAAGAGGACUCCAAGAACAAGUAAAUCAAAGGAUAAAAGCUUGAAUGAUUCAGAUGAUGAUGAUGAUGAUGACGACGAUGAUGACGAUGAUGAUACUGCCCUGGAUGUGAUGAAAAAUGAUGAGAAUACUAUUCCACCAUGGGAGGAGGAGGGGGGCAUCUAUGGAAUCAUGUCACGAAUUGUCCGUAACUCAUCUCCAACGUUUAUCUGGUGUAUACGGCGGGACGCUGUUGAUUAUCGCUUCCUGAACAGAGACCAGAUGGUCAAUCAUUAUUGCAAGGCUGGAUCGUUUACGACAAAAGUUGGACUUUGCGUGAAUUUACGGAAUGUGUCUUGGUAUGAUAACGCCAAUUGUAUGACGUUUUUCCCACGCUGUUAUAAACUCAGUAUGGAGGAGGAGAAAGCUGCAUUUAUCGAUGAUUUCCGACUAACUGCCUGUCAGAGCAUCAUUCGGCAUGUGACACAGAGAUACACCGGUCGAUCGAGUCCUGAAAGCAAAACGGAAGAAGAGGAACCCCCAAGUGAUGACAAAGUGGACAAAAAGGAUGGGGAGAAAGAUGGGGAGAAGACUGGAGGAUCUCGGCCGCCGACUGCCCCCACAACACCAUGUAUGAAUUCAGACUGCACUAGGUCUAGACCUGGCAGUAUGCAAGCUAACCCAUGUGCUUGUAGUAGUAAUUCACCUGAUGGGGCAAAGGUUUCGGAUGAGAAAGAAAAAGUGGCAGAGGACUUGUCAGAACUUUGUGACAGUACUGACACUGCCACUGGCUUGUUUAACCAAAUGUCUCGGCCGAAGAAACAACAGGGUGCACCUGUUGGCAUGAGGAUUAUCGACCAGGCAAUCCAACAGUGUGAGAGAUGGUUGGCGUUCAAAGCUCAUAUGGAUAUCGACCGAUGGGAUGACCCGCAUCUUCUGAGUGAUUCCGCCUGGGACCAACUCAUUCAGUCAUACUACAGAAUAAUCAAUGAUGGUGCUAUAAUCACGAAUGCGGCUUCCCGGGUCCAGGAGUGUGAACUGAUAGCCAGUAAGAUACGCCAGCAGAACCCCCAGUUUGAUUUGGAUGGCAUCAGGAAUGUGUGGAUUGUGAAACCGGGAGCAAAGUCUCGAGGCAGAGGCAUCAUGGUGUAUGACAACUUGGAAGAAAUGUGCAAACUCGUAUCCAGUAGCGUUGUCAAGAAAGAAGGCAAAUAUGUAGUGCAGAAGUACAUAGAGCGCCCUCUAUUAGUGUACAACACCAAGUUUGACAUCCGACAAUGGUUCCUGGUGACGGACUGGAAUCCACUCACGAUAUGGUUCUAUAAGGAGUGCUACCUCAGAUUCUGCUCACAACAAUUUACUCUCGAUAAUUUCAAUGAGGCAAUCCACCUCUCCAACUUCUCGAUACAGAAGCAUUACUCAAAUGGACCUCGAUCGAAGAGUCUUCCACGUGAUAAUAUGUGGGAUUCAGAAACAUUCAAACAGUUCCUGGCGGGCCGAGGCCAAGGACAAGCAUGGGAGGAAAAAAUCUAUCCAGGAAUGAAAAAAUCUGUGAUCUGUUCGCUCUUGUCAACGCAAGACGUCGUCGAGUAUCGUAAAUCGUCGUUUGAAUUGUACGGUGCUGACUUCAUGCUCACCGACGAUCUGAAUCCAUGGCUGAUUGAGAUCAACUCCAGUCCAACAAUGUCAGCGAGUACACCUGUGACUACGAGGCUGUGCCAUAACGUAAUAGAGGACACAAUGAAAGUUGUGAUUGACCGAAAAUAUGAUAGGAACUGUGAUACUGGUGACUUUGAGUUGGCGUUCAAACAAAAUCCAGUGACUGUGCCGCCAUAUAUUGGAAUAAACCUUUCAGUUGAGGGGCAGGGAAUACGUAAACCGUACAUGCCGAUUGUGAUAAAAAAUACGGAGGACAAUCCAUAUAUGCAGAAAGUGCCUGCCCCGAAAAUGGUUACCACGGGGAAAACUGCACCAUCAUCUGCUCCAAGUCAAUCUCAGUCGCAUACCCCGGUGAAGUAUAACAUGACUCAUGCUAAAACACCUCCACAUAAUUCAACCAAAGAUACGAAGAAAGAUAGUGUGGCAUCUGGUGACAUGAAUAAGAAGGAGAAAGACUCUAAACCAAUCGGCAGUAAUUCUAGUACUAAGCAAGACAGUUCAGUAGCUGAAUCAGAAAAUUGUAGCGUCAAAAGCGGGAGCGUCACAAGUGCUAAAACGGAAACGAAGAAGUCUCAAAAAGUUUCAUUGGAUCAUAAAGUCCUUCUAGUGGAGCGUGAGAAGUUGCCAAUGAGGAUGACGAAUGUAGCGGCAGCGGAUUUCAAACCAGUCAAAAUGGGGAAUAAAGGUUCAGGGACGCUUGAUGGACUACAGGCUGGUCGGCCUUGUACUCUCUGCGGUAACGGGAUGAGCCUUCACUUGGACAGCAACCACAUAACGUGUAAAUGUCGACAAGACAGCUUGUGCAUUGACCUGAGUAACAAGCGUGCCAAGAGUGCUCACGCCCCAAUGUCAGCACGUACACAAGCUUUAUUAACGACGAGAUCACCGUCGGUCACCGUGCCACGUGAUCAUCAUCACCUCCUAGCGGCCGUGUACAACCGCGGCCCAUCAACCUACAACAUCAACGCCAAUAUCAAUUCCACGCGCCGGGUGUUGGGUUAUACUGACGCUGGCAUCAAACGACCAAAAUCACCUCUCCGUAUUUCACCAAAGGCCUUACCAAGUUUGAUACGCAGGAUGCAGUCAAGGAAAAACAGUGUUUUAAAUGUUGCUCCUAUGUACCAGCAUUCUAAAGAGUAUUCUUUAGUCAGAAGUACGUUUCCAAAUUUUCCCAAAAGCUGAAUCGAAUGUCCCUACCGAAAUGAAGAACAUGUAAGUGUGAAAGUGUGAUGCAAGGUCCCCUUUUGCCUCUUUCUGUCUGAUAUGAUUCUCAUAUGCAUUCCUUUGGUGAAUGGCAAAGUGAUUUUGGUCAGAAUUUGCCAUUUUCUUGAAGCUGGUCAAUUGCUUUCAGUGCGUGACUUAACCAAGGUCUUCCAGGUGUCGAGGGUUGAAAAAGACUUGUUUGAAUCACACACCCAAUCAUAUUAUCAAUAAUAAUCAUCAGCUAUUCAAAGAUUUUCCAUAUUCUCGCUAAGCUAUCUAGCUGGUGGUUUGAAGUAGUGCUUCCUAACUCCUUGUAGCAACAUCUGGGAAAGAGUUUCUUCCACUCUUUCUAGUUUUUGAUAGGGCCUGGUAGAUAUCAACAUUAUAUGGAUAUACUUUUGUAUUAACUGUAAUCCGUGAAAUGUUCGUGAAACAAAUUGUUGGCAAAUUAGCUUGUUUUCAAUUAGCGUUCAACUCAAUUUUAGCAUUUGAUGCCAAAUUGUAGAAGUUAAUGACAUUAAAAGUUGAAAUUUUUGCACUUUUUUAAUUCAUGUUUGACAGCACAUUUGUGAAAAUCACAAAACUAAAACACUUGCGAACAUUUCAAGGUUGACAGUGAUAAAUGUAUUGCCUGUGAGAUUGAAGCGAAGAUGCCAUAUUUUUGUCAGUAAACUUUGUACACCAUACAUUUGUAUUUGCACACUGUCCAUAUCUCUGAUGGUAAAAUUUGACUGAAAUAUAUUUUGAAUAAGUUAUUGUUUAAAAGCUAAUUAUUGUAAUCGUCAUUGAUGUGCUUUGAGUAUUAGACCUACAUCACCUAGCAUGGCAGGCUGAAUAGUAGUGGCCAGCAAGAGCAUAAUUAAAAUCAUGAGUGAUUAUUUUUGCAUGUUUGUACUUGGAAUGCUGAAAAAGAGCUCAGGUUUGCAGUUAAAGCGUGGCAGCCAUGGUUUGCAAGUUUUUAAAAUUUGCCUUUGUAAAAUACUCAAAAUUGUGCUUUCAUUAUUACCAACUAUUGUUGCAGCUGUCUUAAAGGCCCAGUACUUCCAUGUCCAUUUGUGUACAUAGUGACCAUCAUUUGUACAAUGCCACAGCCAGCAUACCUCAGCUGUGCUGUCACAACACAUAGCGGCAGCACGGGGUAUGUUGUGAUAUAUCAAAACUCAAACUACAGUGGUCAAAUAUUCGAUGGAUGUACUGGACCUUUAACAUAGCUGGCCAGUUUGUCAGACUUAGACAGGUCAUGUCCGUGAAGUCAUUUGUUCAUAAUGAUACUUGGUAAAUUUUUCAGUAAAUUUGCACAAACGGGCACACCUUGGAGUCUAACUUCUUCAAAUUAUCUGUGAUAUUGUUUGUUUCUAUAUGCUAUAUCUCUGUACAGCAUGUUUUAGAAACUAUAGUCAGGCUCAUUUUUGCAACAUGUCUGGCCUUUUUUCUGGGACAUGCUUAUUGUGUUAUGGUCUGUUUUGUAUAUUUUUAUUUGGUGUUUGGUUUGUAAUAUAGUUGGGAAUUUGGUUGGUGUGCUCUGUUGAUAUUUGUUGAAAUCGUAUAAUUUUUAUCUAAAGCUUGAUUUAUUUUUACUAAGAUUGUAAAAGGUUGUCAUGAUCUAAAGUUUUUAGAUUGAUGACUCUAAAAAUCAUGAAACAAUCGGGCUUCAGAAGCCCAGGUCAUAGGGAGGAACCAUGGUUUGGCAGAAAGGCUGUUGUAAUCAUCUUGUGGAAUCAGCAACCAUCUCUCCGAGGGUUUUCCACAUCUCCGAGUCUAGAUUAACCUUACUACGUGCCAUAAAUUGCACAGACCCCUGAACUAAGUCAUGAAUUCGGAAAUUAUGCUUUGAUUAAUUAUCAGAAAUAAAUCAAGUUGCUAUUAUUCAUUUAACUAUGAUGAGUUUAUCUUUAUUUAUAUUUUUGUGCUCAAAACAGAAAAUUCAGAUUCAGAUUCACAUAUAUAUGUCUACUUAUCAAUUACACCAGAGCUAUUAGAAGAAUUGCUGAAUGUGUAAAAAUUUAAGGGGGGGGUCUCGAGAUUAUCCCUGGCAUUAUUACAAAUUUUAGCUUUAUCAACCACAGCUACGUUUCUACAUGUACAAGUGGUUUUAGUGAUUUUAUCUGUGAGAUUUUAUUACUGUUAUUUUCAUGAUUAUAUAUCUUGAUUCAUGGAAAAUAUAUCUAUUCUGAUUAUGUAGCCAAGGAAUGUAGAAAUAUACCACUUUUUAUUUUUAAUCAUUGGACAAGUUGAUUUAAGUUCGCCUACCAAGUGUCAUUGUUUGCCUAAACAGGCUUGAAGUAUAUCACUUCAGUUGGCUUCAGAAGUAUAUGUAAAUGUCUACAUUGUUUUGGGCCUCUGUGUUCAAACUACAGGACAGAUUUUUCAAGUUCACAUUUUAUUGAAUCUUAUCUAGGGACACACACCAAGUUGGAGAUUUGCUGAUCAAGAAGUUAGAAAUGAUAAAAGCCAAACUUUGAAGAAACGGGUCCUGUUCUUUGUGCAUUAGAUACCCAAAAGGACAUGGACAUUCACUUCUGACAGCAACUGUAGGUUUUAUGUCUUGUAUGUUUUUGCUUCUAUUCGAGGCAACAUAGGCCUAUUUAGAGAUACUAAAUUGUAAGUCUUAAGUUUUUUCUCUCCUUUUGAAUAACCGCUUAAUAUGUAUUUGGUAAAUCUGCUGAAAAUGUAAUGUGUGCCUCAAGUCAAAAUAGUAUUCUUGUUAAAACUGUCUUUUGCAUCAUGUUAUCUUAUCAUCUUAUGCAUUAAUAAUUUCAUUCCUAAAAUAUUUAUGCAUCUACCUGUGUUAUAUCUCAUUGAUGACGACUAUGUUGCAACAUUGCAGAAAGUAUGUUAAAAGCUGUUAAUGUAAAAAUUUCAAGAACUGUUUCUUUCUUCAAGGAUGAUUCGUCUUAUAAGUUAUAAAACAUUCAAUUUUCUGACAGAGUUUAUUUUCUGCGUAUAAUCAUGUGAAAAAUUAUCAGCUUCAUUUAUUUAUUGACUGGGCUUUAUAAAUUGUUUGCACAAUAUUGUGGAGCAGUGAGAAUAAAUGUUUGUGGAGUUCUACAUCUAAUAUGAUAUUAAGUAAGCUUCCAACUCGUCGGACUUCCAUGCAAAUCAUAUCAUUUUGCAUGAUAAAAAUAGUUCUUUUUACUCUGUUUGUAACAAGCUUAAAGGCAGGAUAUCUCGAGAUUAACCCAAGGCCGGCAAUAAUUAGUUUACUGAAUUCCCUGUGUGAAGGGCGGUUAUCCGAUGUAUAAGAAAAAGUCACGCCACUGUUUGUGCACAUUUUCAGAUGUAUAUUUUCAGCAACCUCUACACAGGAACUAUGAAAUGAUCGUUUAGUGCCGGCCGGCAUUGUCUUGAGAUCGCGGCUCUUGCCGCUGUCAGUUUCACUGCACUAGAAAUUGCACUUUUGAAGCUUUACACUAAUUGUUUAUAAUCUUGUACCAAGUGUAGAUUGUCUACUGGCUUGUACCAACAAUAAAUGAGAAUAUAAUA
Molecule: messenger RNA, 7679 nt
Organism: Lineus longissimus
Lineage: Eukaryota; Metazoa; Nemertea; Pilidiophora; Heteronemertea; Lineidae
Product: tubulin tyrosine ligase 3-like
Exons: 16
Coding region: 174-4175 (1333 amino acids)
Biological process (GO): protein polyglycylation; cilium assembly; cilium movement
Cellular component (GO): axoneme; microtubule cytoskeleton
Molecular function (GO): protein-glycine ligase activity, initiating; metal ion binding; ATP binding
Source: RefSeq, a predicted model, not a curated record